AUGCAGUCAGCUGGAGUCCGGGUGUUCUGCGUACUUCUUCUAUCGGCAAUAACCCAAACAUCCGGAAUAACCAUUUCGACCCGGAUUGGUCGAAUAGAGGGAAUUACCGCUGACGUCAACAACGUCACAGUCCACCAGUUCCUUGGGAUACCUUUCGCAAAACCACCCCUCGGAAAGCUGCGGUUCCGGAAGCCAGAGCCUUAUGGGAACUGGACAGAUACUCUGAAAGCCACGACCUUUGGACCCUCGUGUAUGCAGGAUUUCUAUGAAAAUGACAAACGGCUUAUUCCUAACCUCAACAUUACUGAGGACUGUCUGCAAUUGAAUGUGUUUGUUCCUGGAAACAUCGAUAAAAGGAACUGGCGUGCUGUUAUGGUCUGGGUACAUGGCGGAGGGUUUACGAACGGCCAAGCCACCAUGUUUAACGGCUCUUACCUGUCUUCUCGCUCUGACGUCAUCGUGGUCACCAUCAACUACCGACUCAAUGUGUUUGGGUUUUUAUAUGCAGGGAUGGACUCCAAUUAUAAGGGACAUUAUGGGUUAUUUGAUCAGCAGCUGGCUUUUAAAUGGGUAAAAGACAAUAUUGAGGACUUUGGUGGAAAUCCACACAUCAUUACAAUAUUUGGAGAAUCGGCUGGGGGCGUGUCAGUCACUCUUCAAAGUAUUCUGGCCUCUAACCUCGGAUUGUUCCAGCGGGUCAUCGCAGAGAGUGGGUCUGUGUUAAUGCCCGUCGACUUGGAUGGUACGCAAACAUUAGAGUUGACGAAGCAAACGGCCAAGCUUCUCAAUUGUUCCAGAGCUAAUAUGGAAGAUACGAUAGCAUGUUUGCAAACCAUUGAUGCACCCAGCCUGAUGGCAAACUACUUUAAAGCAAUGCCCCACUUUUUCAAGUUUUCUUUUACGUUCGCUGGGGAACUUUUGAACCAAUCACUUUUUAACGAUCUGGCUAAGAACAAUUCGCCGCCACUAACAAUGCUCCGAAGCCUUGACGUGAUGGCUGGAACCAACGCAGGAGAAGCAGGCCUAGAAUUCUUUGAUUUACUUGGAUAUCAAAAACCGUGGAAAUUUAAUCUAUCAAAGGGAAUUCCAGAGAGAAUUUUAUGUAAACACAUCAUUCCAAUGGCUAACGCAGAAAUAUACAAGAGUUGUGACGAUUUAAAUUGUGUGAUUUGUGACAGCUAUAUACACAAUUCCUCCACGAGUUCAUCUCUCCAAGACCAAACCCAGGCUGCGAUGAAUUUCUAUGCUGAUAUCUCGAUGAACUAUCCAACUUUCCAGUUCUUGAAGAUACAUUCAGACAAGACAACAAUGAAUACCUAUCAGUACACGUUCGACCACACCCCUACCUGGGAACUUAUACAAGAGAGACCGUCAUGGCUCAGAGGACCCAACCACGCCUCGGAACUGGCGUUCGUUUUUGGACUCAAGGACUGGUACCCACGAGACGUUCAACCAACGUCUGCUGAACUGGUUCUGUCGCAUCAGAUGAUGGAUAUGUGGACCAACUUUGCAAAAACAGGGAACCCCAACAAUGGAAACACGAGUUUAUGGAGGCCUUUUAACAGAAACAACCACUAUCUAAGUCUAGAUAUACCAUUAAAAUCAGGAGUGUCUCUAUAUGGAAAACGAAUGGAAUUCUUGUUGAAAGAUGUCCCAGAGAUAGCGCGUGCCUGUAAAAACCAGACAUAUGUAGUGUCAACAUCAUUAGGAAAAAUUCGCGGGACCAUUGUGGAAGUCGAUUCCCAAAAGAUUGGUCAAUUCCGGAAGAUACCAUAUGCUGUUCCACCUGUAGGAGAGCUAAGAUUUGCCAAACCUCUUCCUAUCACCCCUUGGAACGAAACUAUGGAUUCUACAACAUUUGGGCCAUCUUGUAUGCAGACUGUAAACAAAGAGGACUCUCAUCUAGUAUCCGAGGACUGCCUCCAUCUCAAUAUCUACGCUCCAUUCCCUGUCCUGCUGUCAUCAGACAAACCUGUGAUGAUUUGGAUCCAUGGCGGCGGAUUUACAUCUGGCCAAGGAAAGUCAACAGAUGGAAGUCGUCUGAGUCUCAAAGGUGACGUCAUUGUGGUAACAAUUAACUACAGACUGAACGUCUUCGGGUUUUUCAGUAUGGGUAAUCCGAACGCUAGGGGUAAUUUUGGGUUGUACGACCAGCAACUUGCCAUCAAAUGGGUAUAUGAAAACAUACAUGCUUUUGGGGGAGAUCCCAAUAAAAUAACUUUAUUUGGAGAAUCAGCUGGAGGAGUUUCGACAACAAUACAGGGAGUGAUACCAAGCAACGUAGGGUUGUUCAAGAGGGUCAUUGGUGAAAGCGGAUCUGUACUGGCGCGAAGAGACUAUCAAACGAAGACGUACGAAACCUCCAAACAAAUAAUCAAAAAUAUUCAUUGCGAAAAAUCCUCGGAUACCGAAAUUCUUGGUUGUCUUCGGUCACAGAAUGCAAGUGUAUUGCUGCAGACAUGGCAACAGAUUGACUGGAAGAAACCGUCUAAAGCCUCUUACUCGAUGACGACGUCAAUCGGACCAAUCACAGACGGAGAGCUUAUUCCGGAGUCUCCCGAAACUGCUCUGAAGAAUCCCAAGUCUUCGAUGUAUCGACAGUUUACAAGUGUGGAUCUAUUAGUAGGAACAAAUACUGCAGAUUCCGGACUUCUCUAUUUCAAUCUGAAACCCUAUGCUCAAAUCUUCAACAUCAAUGUUACUGAGGGUGUUCCAACACGGAUAGUGUGUGAUGAAAUGGCACCAUCAAUUGUACGGGAAAUCUUCAGUAUAAAAUGUCCUGCUUUGGCUGAAGCGAUAUGUAAACAAUACUCACCAAAAUCACCAGCAACUCUUCAGGUUCAGUCUCAGAUGGCAGCCGACCUGUACGGCGACUUCCUGGAGGACGUCCCUACCAUCAAGUCUCUGAACUACCACGCCCAAUCAGUGAAGUCCACAUUCCAGUACUUGUUUUCUCACCGACCUAACUGGGAGAUAAUUGGAGAUCGGCCUCCGUGGUUAGUUGGCGCGAACCAUGCGUCCGAGAUACCGUUUGUGUUUGGACUGAAAUCUUUUUAUCCACCGACCAUCCCUAUCACCCAAGAAGAAGAAACACUGGUCGAACGAAUGAUGGAGUAUUGGAUAAACUUUGCAAGAUAUGGGAACCCCAAUGGAAACUCUUUCGGAUACUGGAGGCCAUACACUGUGGAGGACAGAGACUACCUUAACCUUGACUUCAAUAUAACAAUGUCGUCAUCCUUGUACAAGGACAGAGUAGACUUCUGGACGACCACCGUCCCGGACAUUGUCCAAAUCAGCAAGCGGGUUUCAAUUAUUGGAGAAAAAGUAAAUAUGGUUUUCCUUUUGUGGAUUCUAUUUUCUGUUGCUAACGGAAUUGUAUUCGAAAAUGGUAUCGUCGAAACACUGCAUGGGCGGAUCCAGGGUUCACUGAGAGCAGAAGAAGGGUUCAGGGUUUAUCAAUUUCUCAAAGUGCCCUAUGCCCAACCUCCUGUUGGAGCUUUAAGGUUUAGUAAGCCAGCGCCAGUACUAGCGUGGAAACACACACUGAAUGCCACUCAACAUGGUCCUUCGUGUAUCCAGAAAAUAAGCAACUCGUACAGGAAAUUUCUACCAAAUAUGGAUAUAUCAGAAGAUUGUUUGUACAUGAAUAUAUACGUGCCGACAUCGGAUGAAAAAGCUAACAAUUUCUCUGUCAUGGUCUAUGUCCACGGCGGGGGAUAUUAUACAAAGUCCGCUAAUUUACACGAUGGAGCUAGAAUGUCCGCUCUAGGGGGAGUAAUAGUGAUAACUAUUAACUACAGACUUGGAAUGUUUGGUUUCCUGAGUACUGAAGAUGAACAGUCUCCCGGAAAUUACGGUCUCUGGGAUCAACUCGAGGCCCUUAAGUGGGUCAAUAAGAACAUUGGAUAUUUCGGCGGGGAUGCCUUACGUGUGACGUUAUUUGGUCAUUCGGCUGGAGGUUACAGUAUAGGGCUCCAUCUUCUUUCUAAACACUCUUAUGGUUUCUUCCAAAGAGCAAUCGCAAUGAGUGGACUGGGAUUAAACAGACGAGCUGUAACCCACGGCGCCAAAGACGCUGCUUUCCGCGUAGCUCAAUAUGCAGGAUGUUACAAUGAUUAUAACAAUGUAAAAAACAGCAGCGUAUUCCAAAACUCUUCUUUUAUUUUACAAUGUUUGCGAUCCAAGUCUCCACAUGAAAUAAUGGCAGCCACUCGGAAAAUGCGAACCAGCUACCACAAAUACGACUUCAUUAUGAGACCAGGAGCUGUUGUAGACAAUGACUUUCUGGAAGGAACUCCAGAAUCCAUUCUGGAUAACAAAGACUCCGAUGGGUUCCGAACCUUCGUUAGUGUUGAUGUUAUGGCGGGAACUAAUGAUGAAGAUGGAUGGUUGUUGAAAUUAAAGUUAGACAAAAUGCAACAGACGUAUCAGUUUAACCUAGAUGAUGGAGUACCAGUAAAUGCGAUGUGUGAUGGUGUCAUAAAAGAAGUGGUCCGAGACUACUUUGACUCCAACUCCGCCAUCGCAAACAAAAUAUGUCAAAGGUAUUUACGAAACAGUUCAAUAGAAGCCCAAGGUCAUUCAACUCUCGACUUGUAUGGCGACAUGUUUUACGCCUCCCCAGCUGUCAAGACACUUAGAGAGCACCGAAUGGGCCUCAGACAUUUAGGUAACCCAAAUCAUAAGAAAACCUAUCAUUUUAUUUUCUCACACAAACCCAGCUUUCCAGUCAUUUCUUCUCGCCGGAAGUGGCUAAACGGGGCACAACAUGGCGACGAAACGUGGUUCAUCUUCAGAAAUAAAAACUUCAACUAUACCAAAGAAGAGGAGAAAUUAAAUGAUAAUUUUGUAAAAUACCUAACUAACUUUGCAAAAUCCGGAGACCCCAGUGCUGAGGCUCUAGAGAUCUAUUGGCCACCAUUCGACAUUGAGACAGAGAACUAUCUGAACAUCAACAGAUCCUUUUCUAUAGGACAGCACCUGUUCAGUGACCGAAUGACGUUUUGGCUGGAGGAACUACCCUCCCUACAGAGGUCUUUGUCGUCCUCCACUGGGUCCGACUCCCAACACCCGGCUAUCGAUAACAUCCGGUUGGUGGGUCCUGCCGGGGUGGCGGGUCAAGGUCGAGUAGAAAUCCAGAAAGAUGGCGUGUGGGGAACAAUUUGUGACGACCAGUUCGAUAUGAAGGAUGCAGCAGUCGUCUGUAGAAUGUUGGGAUCAAAAGGAAACGUCCACUUGGCGACAGUUGAAGGUGUUUAUGGCGGGGGCACCGGGAGGAUCUUCUACGACGAGUUGCAGUGUAUUGGCUCGGAGUCCUCUCUAGAACAGUGUACGAGUGACUCCUUCCAUGACUGUACCCACACCGAGGACGCCGGCGUCGUCUGCGACUCAGACUCGGUAAAGUUCCGGUUAGUGGGAGGCAGUGAUGCCAACAGUGGCCGUAUUGAGGUGAACCUGAAUGGUCUGUGGGGGACAGUUUGUGACGACGAGUUCAACACUGCGGGCGCCAAGACCGUGUGUAGACAGCUUGGGCUGCCAUUCGCACAUGCAUAUCCAUUCAACUUUGGCCCAGGAAGCGGAUCGAUCUGGUUAGAUGACGUCAUGUGUACCGGGAAGGAGGCCAACAUUCUGGAGUGUAACCAGACUGAGAUCGGCAACAACGACUGUGACCACUCAGAGGAUAUCGGGGUGGUCUGCACCGACACCGUCCCGAACCUCCAGGUCCGACUAGUGGGUGGGGGCAGAAAUGACGAGGGGCGAGUUGAGAUCAACACCGGUACCGGCUGGGGUACUGUCUGUGAUGAUGAGUGGGACUCACACGAAGCCACUGUCGUCUGUAACAUGCUUGGGUUUACAGGUGGCAUCCCUCGGGCUGUAUCCAAUGGGUUCUUUGGUCAAGGCAGCGGAAGCAUCCUUAUGGAUGAUGUUCAGUGUUUCGGAAAUGAGACAAGCCUAGCGGCAUGUGGUUUCGCUGGAUUCGGCUCCCACGACUGCGAUCAUUCUGAGGACGCCGGGGUCAUUUGUCAUUCUGAAAAUUCACAAUCUCUGCAAAUACGACUUGUUGGCGGAAAUAACGCAAAAGAAGGUCGCGUGGAACUGUUCUUUAACAACACCUGGGGUACCGUGUGUGAUGACCAGUUCGAUGACAGGGAGGCCAAAGUGUUCUGUCGUAUGUUGGGAUACAAUGGUUCCGCUGUGGGAUUGGGCAAUGCUUAUUUCGGUCAAGGAUCUGGACCAAUAUUUCUGGAUGACGUCUCAUGCACCGGAAAUGAAGAUUCCAUCACAACCUGUUCUUUUGCCGGAUAUGGUCAAAGUGACUGCGAUCACACGGAGGAUGCCAGCGUUAUCUGUGACGCAGGACAUCAGAAUGUUAGCAUUAGGCUUGUAGACGGAAAAGUUCCGAAUGAGGGGCGUUUGGAAGUUCUCUAUCAUGGCCGCUGGGGAACCGUAUGCGAUGACCUUUUCGACACAACAAAUGCCAAAGUAGUCUGCCGAAUGCUGGGAUUACCUACGGGCAAUGCUGAAGCCGUCCAUGGAGCUCGCUUUGGAUCCGGAAGCGGAACUAUCUGGCUAGACAACGUUGACUGUAGUGGGACCGAGAACUCGAUUGCUGAGUGUCGUCAUCAGGUGUGGGGCUCCAACAAUUGUGACCACACGGAGGACGUCGGAGUCCGUUGCGGAAGUACUAUUGAGAGUCCUGUUCGUCUUGCGGGUGGAUCAACUCCUUAUGAGGGGCGUUUGGAAAUUUUCCAUGAAGGGAGAUGGGGAACUGUGUGCAACAAUGGAUUUGAUGCAACCGCAGCAAAAAUUAUUUGUAACAGCAUUGGAUAUCCAAGCGAUACUCCAUCUUUGAUGUCUGCAUCCGGUUUCGGGACCCCACCUUCCACCAUCUGGUUGGACGGUGUUAGAUGUAACGGUAAUGAGACUGCCAUUGACGUGUGUACCCACAACAGAUUCGGCCUUACUUCCUGUACCCACGACAAGGAUGUAGCCAUCAUGUGUAGAUCGCACGGUAUCAAAUGCUACCAUUGUGACGGUCUCUUAGACCCACAGACCUGUAAUGAGCAGGUCCAAUGCGCCGCAGGCGAGGUGUGUGAAGAGGCCGCUUUCAUCGCUAACGGGGAGACGAGAUUCUCACUCACCUGUCAGAGCAAACUGGUAUGCGAUGCGCUACAAGGUAAUGUGAUCGGAAGACGCAGCAUAGCAAAACGCCAGGGCCAGACGGUCCAAGUCAAGUGUUGCGACUCCCCGCUCUGUAACAGGAAUCUGAUCGAUAAGUCUUCUAUACACGGAGGGCACGGGUCUCAUGGACACUCAGCCACUGGUUGUCAGGACGACCCUAAGAUGGACUGUAAUGCCUUGGACGGUAUCAACAUCUGCGCCAACGUCCAGGCGGCCAAGAUCUACUGCCCCCUACAUUGCGGGCUUUGUACCUCCCCUUAGGUCCAACGCUUACCGCCAACUCAUAGUUUAUGUCUUUGUUCAUAAAUUGUUUGUUUUGUUUCUUUUUAUUAAAAAAUGGAAAUCUC
Molecule: messenger RNA, 7529 nt
Organism: Magallana angulata
Lineage: Eukaryota; Metazoa; Mollusca; Bivalvia; Ostreida; Ostreidae
Exons: 21
Coding region: 1-7443 (2480 amino acids)
Cellular component (GO): membrane
Source: RefSeq, a predicted model, not a curated record